Molecule: messenger RNA, 3558 nt
Organism: Phragmites australis (common reed)
Lineage: Eukaryota; Viridiplantae; Streptophyta; Magnoliopsida; Poales; Poaceae
Product: pre-mRNA-processing protein 40C-like
Exons: 16
Coding region: 115-3414 (1099 amino acids)
Cellular component (GO): nucleus
Molecular function (GO): transcription coregulator activity; RNA polymerase binding
Source: RefSeq, a predicted model, not a curated record
CCGCUGUUCGUGCUCAACAAAAGAAAAAAAACUUCCGCUGCUUCGCUCGCGCGAGCCGCGACGCUCAUCGAUUGGGAGCCUCACAAAACCCUAGGCCCCAACCGUCCCCCACCCAUGGCGACGCCGGCGCCGGCCGCCUCCGACGUGGCUAAUUCACAGGCCGACGACCCCCCUCAGGCUGAGGCAGCCGCCGUAGCGGAACCAGAAGGGACCGAGGCAGAGGCAGCCUCCGCGGCGGAAUCGGGAGGUGCAUCCAGUACAUCUGCCGUCGAGGCGGCAGCAGUAGCGGACGGGGCGCCCCCCGGAGACGCUGUCCCGUCCGCUCCCGAUCCCACCAGCACCUCUAGUUCUGCGGCACCGCCCCCGCCGGCUUCUCCUGCCACUCUAGGGCCGCCGCGGCUGCAGUUUGCAGGCUCCCCGGCCUACAUGGCGCCCCCGGCGCCAGCUCCGCCGCCGGCCUUUUCUUAUAACGUGCUGCCGAGGGCGCCAACCCCGUCGCAGGUGGGCAGCGGUGCAGCUCCGCACCAGCCAUCCUCUUCUCCGGCUCUCAUGACUCCAAUGCCUGCAUCAGCUCUUCAGCCACCAGCACUGGGGCAAUAUGUUGGGAACAGGCCUUCUUUCUCAUAUAAUGUAGUCUCGCAUGCUAAUGCUAGAUUGCCUACUGGUCAGCAGUUUCAACUUGGCACUGACACAAACCAUGCUGGUCAAGUUUCUAGAUUUGUUCCACCUGGUUCCUUGCAGCCUCCAGCCCCUGGGCAAUUAGCUCGCCCAAGUGCAGCAUUCCCAGGAAUUAUGGCACAAAAUUCUCCUGGAUCUAUUCAGUUGCCAUUUCCAGUACCCAGGCCAUCCAAUAUUCCUUUUGGUGCAAGCCCACAACAGGGCAACUCGGAUGUUAAUACCUCAAAGUCGGAUGCCCCAAGUGCACCAGAGGUUAGUCCCGGUAUCAUGCAGAUGCCUACUGGCUUGCAAUCAAAUUCUCCUUCGACAAUUGCAAGUGCUUCUGGAAGUCCUUCAGUCCCGAUUCAGAUUCCAACAAAUCCAUCAGUGCCACCUCGCCCUGAAGUGUUUGGGGCCGCUGGAUCGUCUAUACCUGGACAACCUUCUGCGAUAUUCUCUAAUCCACCAAGCCUCCUUGGAAGGCCUUUUGUUCCAUCUGCUGCUCCUUUGCCCCAAACGACACCAUCAUUUGCAACCCCGGAUGUUAUUCCACAGAAUUCUCAACCGCCAUUUUAUCCGUCCUAUCCUUCAGCACAUGGUAUGGUUCCUCCUCAACCUUUGUGGGGACAUCAUCAUCCGCAACAACCUACUGGUUUUCAGCAGGCCCCUUUCCAGUCAUAUCCAGCUGGUCCUGUAGGGUCUCAUGGCAGGCCAAUGGUCGGGACUUCUGCUGUGACUGCUGCCUUGCCCAAUGUCCAACCACCUGGUGUCUCAACUGGUGGGGGUUGGAAGGAACAAGCAUCAACUAAUCCAGGAUCUGAGCAGCCCGCUCGUACUUCAGCUGAGCCACCUUCUACAGGACAUGGAGGUCAAGUCAAUGAUCAGCUGGAGGAAAAAAGAAAUACUGGAGUUCAGGAUUCAGAUGCAUGGUCUGCACACAAAACAGAAGCCGGUCUUGUAUAUUAUUACAAUGCCUUGACAGGAGAAUCGACUUAUCAGAGACCGCCAUGUUAUAAGGGGGAGCCCGAGAAGGUUGCAAUCCAACCAGUUCCAGUUUCUUGGGACAAAUUGGCUGGUACUGACUGGAGUAUAGUUACUACAAGCGAUGGAAAGAAAUAUUACUAUGAUAAUAAGCAAAAGGUUAGCAGCUGGCAACUUCCACGAGAGGUGGCUGAGCUCCUCAAGGACGUGGAGUCUGGUUCCUUAAAAGAAGGUUCAAAUUCACUGCAGGAUGCUGGUACUAUAGAGAAUACGGGAGUAAUAAGCAUUGAUACAAGUACUCCUGCCAUACAGACAGGUGGCCGUGAUUCGUUGCCACUUCGGCAAACAGUUGCCCCUGCAUCGCCUUCUGCAUUGGAUUUAAUAAAGAAGAAAUUGCAGGAUGCUGGUGCUUCCAGUGCGCCUUCACCUCUCGCCACUCCUUCAUCUGCUGCUUCUGAUUUGAAUGGAUCUAAACCAGCUGAUGCUGCACCUAAGGGACAUCAAGUCUCAAAUAAUGGUGACAAAUCAAAAGAUAAUAAUUGCGAUGUGAAUAUGUCCGAUUCCUCUUCAGACUCAGAUGAUGAGGAACAUGGCUCAAGUAAAGAGGAUUGCAUUUGUCAGUUUAAGGUGAUGCUAAAGGAACGAGGAGUUGCACCAUUUUCGAAGUGGGAGAAGGAACUUCCAAAAAUAGUGUUUGAUCCACGCUUCAAGGCUAUUCCAAGUCACUCGACGAGACGCGCUAUAUUUGACCACUAUGUUCGCACACGUGCUGAAGAGGUGCGGAAAGAGAAAAGAGCUGCCCAGAAGGCUGCAGUAGAGGCCUACAAACAAUUACUAGAAGAAGCAUCGGAGGACAUAAACACAAAAACAGACUACCAGGAAUUCAAACGAAAAUGGGGUGCUGACCCUAGGUUUGAAGCCUUGGAUCGAAAGGAAAGGGAUGCUCUUUUCAAUGAGAAGGUGAAGGCUGUUCAAGAAAAAAUUCAAUCAACUCGGAAGGCUGUCAUUGCUGAUUUCAAAUCAAUGCUUCGAGAAAGUAAAGAUAUAACCUCAACUAGCCGAUGGACCAAAGUGAAAGAAAAUUUCCGGAGUGAUUCGAGGUACAAAGCCAUGAAGCAUGAAGAGAGGGAGACCAUUUUUAAUGAGUACAUAGCGGAACUAAAAUCCGCUGAACGGGAAGCAGAGCAAGCUGCCAAGGCCAAAGUGGAUGAGCAAGCCAAGUUAAGGGAGAGGGAACGCGAAACACGCAAAAGGAAAGAAAGGGAGGAACAGGAAAUGGAGAGAGAAAAAUUGAAGAUCCAAAGAAAGGAGGCUGUGUCAUCAUACCAAGCUUUACUUGUUGAAAUGAUUAAGGAUCCCAAGGCAUCAUGGACAGAAUCCAAACCGAAACUUGAAAAAGAUCCACAAGGUCGUGCUGUAAAUCCUGACUUAGGCCAAGGUGAUGCAGAAAAGUUAUUUCGUGACCAUGUCAAGGACCUCUAUGAGCGGUGUGUACGCGAUUUCCGGGCACUUCUAUCUGAGAUUAUUACUCCGGAGGUAGCAGCGCGGACAGCAGAUGAAGGGAAGACUGCAAUCAACUCCUGGAGCGAAGCUAAAGAUCUUCUAAGACCCGAUCCAAGGUACAACAAGCUGGCGAGUAAAGACAGGGAGUCUAUUUGGCGGCGCUAUGUUGAUGACUUGAUGAGGAAACUCAAACAUUCGGACACUAAGGAGAAGGAGAAAUCAGAUACAGACGUGAGACAACGUAGGUCCUCUGAUCUGCCUAGGCGGAGGUAGCUUGUAGUAAGAUCCACUUGUACCUCCUAGUUGCUACUCUUGAUGCCAGGGUAGUUCAGGGCCUGCAUACACUCCCGUUGUAACCACGCGCUAUUGAAUCGUCAUCGACACAGUUUUGGUAUUGAGAGCUGCCAUCUUUUAGAA